This is a messenger RNA of Linum trigynum, 1125 nucleotides long. Lineage: Eukaryota; Viridiplantae; Streptophyta; Magnoliopsida; Malpighiales; Linaceae. The record is from the annotation of a GenBank genome assembly.
AUCAUGUUUGCAUUUAUCUAUAAAAAUAUUGUUUGUUUACAUGUACCAAAAAGUAGAGUUGCCUCGGGCACUAGUAUAGUUGAAAUGAAGCGACGGCUGAUUCCCAAAAUUAGUAUACCGAUCUCUACGAUGUAGAAGAUGGACACACAACAACAAUUGCCCUUUCUUUCGUGACCACCAAUGCCAUAUCCAAACGAUACCCUUCUGAGCAUAUUUGUUAAAAAUACACGGCUCAAAGAAAGAAACGUGCCCACAUAUCCCAACUCGUACGCCAACUGCUAUAUAAAUGCAUGUGGUACGAGCGAGCUACAUAUCGAUAUACGACGACGACGACGAUGAUGAUAUGCAGGGAGAGGAGAAUGUUGGCAGUGGCUGUUGCUACGUGUAAAGUAGUGAUAGUACUUGGAGCUCUGCUGCUGCAGAUUGCUCAAUCUCAAUCACCGGUUGAGCGGUCGGACCACAAGUGCGGCCAAUACCCCGACGGCACAUGGGCUCAAUGCGGCCCGGGACGAUGUUGCAGUACCAAAUUCUACUGCGGCGACAAUUGGGAGCACUGUGACGGUAUUUAUUGUUGGUACCAGUGUCAUAAGGUUCCUUAUCCUCCGGCAGGAGGAGGAGUACUCAUCGCACCUCUUCUACUUAACGAUACGCUUCAUAACCGCUAUUUGAAUGGUGAUCAUGAUGAUAAUGAUGAUCUCGUGGAAGUGCGGCCCGCCAAUGCUUCUUCUUCUUCUUCUUCUUCUUCUUUCUCGUCACCGUUAUCGUGUGCAGCUUCUCUCUCCCGCUUGCCUCUAGCUUCUCGUCACAAGUAUCCUUUUGCUGCUCUACCUGCUCCGCGGCCUCAAAACAAUGCUACUGUUACUCACUGCGGACGUUGUUUGAAGGUCACAAGUUUUGGAGUUGAAGGGCUUCCUAAUCAAGUGAAGGUCCGCAUUGCUCAUGAGCAUACCAAUCAGGGGCUUGAAUUAUUGGAUUUCAAUACCUUCAAACAACUUGAUAUAGAUGGUAGUGAAAUUACUAAAGGUCGUAUCUUGGUGAAGUAUCAGUUUGACAAUUGUUAAAAGAUAUGUACUUGUACGUUUGUCAGCGGUAUGCAAGUACUCGUAAUGAAAUACUUAUAACAAA